GAGUGAAAUUUUAAAGAGGGAAUUUUUAAGUCCUUUUUUGUUUAUUAUUUUGGUUUGUAAAUUGGAUUUAACACCAGUGUAUAACGAGAGAUGGAUUUUCUAUUGCUCACAAAAUGUGUAGAUACUUUGUUGCUUACUCUUGAUAAAAUAACGACAAGUGUGUGUUGGUAAAAUGUGGAUCUUCUAAGUUCUAGUCAAACAACUGGGGAAUGUGUUUUUUUGAAUAUCAAAAUAGUUUAUGACAGUAUUCACGCGUUCCUAUAAAUCUGGGAAGUUUUAUUAAUUUCCAAAUGCAGUCAGCAAUUGCUUAUUUAGUUGUUUUUCGUUAGAAAAAGAAACAACAGCCAAUCCAAUGGAACUAUUUCGGAACAUCCUACUACAUAUCGUCAAAUCAGUUCCAGUCAAAUAUUUGACUUCAAGAACAUUUUACUUCGAGACCUUGCCCUCAGCAGAAGUGUGGGUGAUCUCCUAGCUGUCAAAAUGGCUGAAGUCAGCAAUUCAUACAGCACUGUAUCAGAAAUUUGGCCAAAUAAAAAAGAUGACUAUGAACUUGGGGAAAUUAUUGGAGUUGGAGCAACAGCAUUUGUUCAUAGUGCAGUUUGUAAGCCAAGGAAUGAAAAGUGUGCCAUCAAGAGAAUCAACCUGGAAAAAUGGAACACUAGCAUGGAGGAACUUCUUAAAGAAAUCCAGGCCAUGAGUGCAUGCCAUCAUGAAAAUGUUGUCAGAUACUAUACAUCUUUUGUUGUGAAGGAAGAACUGUGGUUAGUGAUUAAGCUUCUUGGAGGAGGGUCACUUUUAGAUAUCAUACGUCAUAAGGCGAGAAGAGAAGAUUGUAGUCGUGGAGUUUUUGAUGAAGCCACCAUAGCAACAGUACUUAAAGAAGUUGCAAAGGGUUUAGAAUAUUUCCACAACAAUGGACAGAUUCAUAGAGAUAUAAAGGCUGGUAAUAUUUUGCUUGGAGAUGAUGGAACAGUACAAAUAGCAGAUUUUGGAGUUAGUUCAUGGCUUGCCACUGGAGGAGAUUUGUCAAGACAAAAAGCUCGUCAUACCUUUGUCGGAACUCCAUGUUGGAUGGCUCCUGAAGUGAUGGAACAGGUAACUGGAUAUGAUUUCAAGGUAGAUAUCUGGAGUUUUGGAAUAACUGCAAUUGAAUUAGUGACAGGAACAGCUCCUUACCACAAAUUUCCUGCUAUGAAGGUAUUAAUGCUAACCCUGCAGAAUGAGCCUCCAACUCUUGAAACAGGAGCAAAAUCCAAAGACCAGUAUAAGCGAUAUGGGAAGUCUAUUAGAAAAAUGAUAAGUGAAUGCUUACAGAAAGAUCCUUCAAAAAGACCAACUGCUACAGAACUUCUAAAACACUCUUUCUUCAAAAAAGCCAAGGACAAAAGCUACUUGAUGGAAACUUUGGUCAUAAAUGGUCCAAGCCAAGAAGAAAGAGCAGAAAAGUUAAAGAACAGUAGACGUUUACCUGGUGCUGUUGGACGUUUGCACAGAAUGGAGACUGGGGAUUGGGUUUGGUCUUCUGAUGAAGAGUCCAGCGAAGAGGAUGAUUAUGUUGACUUUGCUAGGGAAUGUAAGGUUGUAGUGGUACCGCCAUGGACAGAAGGAAGGCCACCAUCAGAAGUAGGGUCUGUAUCCAGUUCUUCAUCAUCACUUUUAAUUCACCCAUCAGAAGAAGAAGCAACCUUAGUUAAUCAGGCUCAACAUACAUUUACUAUUUCUGCUAAAAAUUCAUCCUUAGAUUUGUUCAAUGAUUUGGAACAAGAUACACUUGUUGAAACACCAGAAGGAGCUGUUAAUUCAACAAAAUCACAAGAUACUUUGAUUAAAACUUCAGAACUAGAAAAUUUAUUUUUAUCCGAACAAACCGAAGAAAACAAAGAAAUAGAGAAAGCACCAGAAAUAGAAGAGUUAUCAUCAGUUAUAGGAAAUCAGGAAGACAGUAUCUCUAAGCAAUCAAUUGAGCUGGAACAAAGUCAAGAUUCUAAAGAAAUCAACCAGAUAAAUGAACUAGUACAACAAACAAAAUUGCCUAGCCAAACAAACAGUUACAACAAUACAUCCCAGUUAACACAAGAAUGGGAUGUUCAGCUAGGAGACAAACAAACUUGUGUUGUUACACCUGUUUUCUCUCACCAAGAUAGCAUAAAUGAAGAAGGACAGACCACCAUAUCAUCUCAGGAAGAAGAACAUUUAAAAGUUUCAAAUUCUGACUCCAGCAUUAGUUUGAUUUUGAGGUUAAGAGAUGAAAAGAAAGAGUUGAAUGAUAUUAGGUUUGAGUUUUGUGAAGGCAGAGAUUUUGCAGAUGAAAUAGCAGCAGAACUUGUAGGGGCUGGACUAGUGGAAGGAAAAGAUCUUGUAAUCGUUGCAGCUAAUUUACAGAAAUUGGUAGACAAUCCUUCUUUGGAAUCAUUGACAUUCUUGUUGAAUCCAAGUAAUGAAGAUGACAGUUAUGAGGUACCAGAUGAGAAAUCACUUGUUGGUUAUGGACAACUUUUUUUAUCAGUUUAUCAAGAUGAACAGCUCUGUGAUCACUGAAUGUACCUUAGAUCACAAAUAAGGAUGGCAUCUUUAUUUUUUAGUCUUUGAGUAAAAAUCAACAAACUGAGAACAAUUAUAGCCAUAUCUUCCUAAAAACAAGUUAUAGAAAGUAAAGUGUUUGGGAUAUUCAUUUUACUUGAUAUUUUGUUACAUUUCUUAUUAAUAUAUUGCAUUUUUACAGUGUUAAUGUACAGUUCUCGAAUUUCCUGACAGCAGUGUCUGGUUUUAGUAAAAUGAUUAAUUGAUUUAUGAAGGCAACAGCUGGAACUGGUGAACCAAGUGGUUUAAUUUUUUAUUUCAAAAAAUAAGACUCAAGCCAUUUUGUAACUAGUGUCUCUACAUUAAUUCAAAAGUGUUUUGUUAACAUACUUGAGGUUCUGUUCCAAAUGACUAAGUAGUGAGCGAUGACACGCAACAUGGCUAUCUUGCCUGGUGAAAGUACUCUCUGCAGAGUUCCUGCUGGAUGUGGUGAUAUUAAUAUGAUUUUGAUUAUUUUGCACAAUGACUUUGCCAUGAUUUUUUUCAAAUAUAACAGGUGAAAACAUAAGAAGAAAUUAUUGAUGUGUUGCUUGUGGCAUAUGGGUGCACCAUUUUUUUUUCAUGGUGUUCUUGAUUGAAAAUGCUAAGUUUUCAUUGAUAAUUUUUCCCUGUGACAACAAUCCUGUUAAUUUAUUUUAUUAUUUUGUAACUGUUCAUUUACAUAUGAUCUUACUGGUUAUUAUUUUGUGUAGGAUCUUCAGUUAUUUCACCUAUAAAUAUAUUAUGAUCUUCAUCUUGUGUAAAGUAACUGUAUGUAUUCAGAAUCAGACCUUGCUCAGUAUGAGUUUUUUUUAUAAUUUUUGUUAAAAUAUUAAAUGUAUUAAGUAAUCAGGAGAUACAUAAGCUUUGACUUAUGAUAUAAUUUACCUAGUGGUGAGGGUUUUUGUUUUUAAGCUGUAAAAAUGUUUGAUUUAUUUAAUUGUAGAUAAGUUAUAUACAAUACAAUGCAUAAAUUUUACUCUUGUAAUGAUAGAGCUUUCAUAGCUUUUUAACUAGUUAUUAGUAGUUUAAUUCUCAAUUCCGAGUUUAGUUUUAGGUAGUUUUUCUUUUAGUUUUAGGAUUCGUCAGACCUUCAUUAUUAAUUCAUCAUGUUAUUUGAUUGUCACACUCACACACAUUUAUAACUGCUUUCUUCACUCUCAAAGUAAUUUUUAUUAUGCACUGUUUUGAAGUAUUACACCUACAUCAGACAAUAGGCCUAAUACUAACAGUUGUGCCUGUGUGUGGGUCGUUUAUCUAACACAAUGAAUUAAUCCACCCUUAGAACCUCUUCAACAAAUAACACUCGUUAUAAAUAAUUUUAUUUCGCUCAAGGAUAAUUUUACUAAUGAAAACAUUUAAACAUUGAAUUCCAAAAUUACUAAUAGGCCUAACUGCUUAGGAUACAGUUACUGAUAGUGUGAAUUAUGAGAGCAAUUGUGUUCGUCUACUUUUAAACGAUUUAAUAAAACACACACAUGCUUAACCAUUAUUUGAUAAUCAAACGGUGCUUUGAUGUAUUUUUUUAUAAUUUAAAAUCACAAUUUAAUAUUAAAAACUGAUUGAAUAUCUAAUAACUUUACACGAUAGGCCUUAUUUUUUCAACAUAAGGAAACAUCCUUCGUUUAAAAUGUCUUUUUCUCAUUUCACCAGGUUCGGUAUUUUCUUUACUAACCUCAGAGAUUAUUGUUUUAAUUGUAGAAAUUGUCAUUAUAGAAUUAUAUAUUGGAGUUCUAAUAAAUACAUUGUUGAUUGAGAGAAAAAUUAUGUAAAAUCAGUUAUCGCUCUCUAGAAUAAAUAUAAUAAAAAAAGAAAUUAAACUAGGCAAUUUUAUUGUAUGUUUUGAAGUGGCUCUACAAUGAUUUUAUUCUGCAGAGAAAUACCAGUAAUAUACUGGUCUACAAGGUAAAAACGGUUUUGAAAUCUUUGUUCGACUGGCUUACUGACAGUUUCACUUUGCGUGUUUCUUUAUUGUUAUUAUUAUUCCUUUGGAGAUCUUAUUUCAGGUUUUCUCUAACUGUGGCCAUUUUAUCAUUUCAUUUCAAACAUAAAAUAUAUUUUACUUAUGUUUGCUAUUACCAAAGCCUGUAUAAAUUCAUAUUUAAAUUAACAUAGUUUUCACGUUAACACUACUUGAUGCCUUACAAAAUACUGAGAAACAUUUCAUUGUAUAAAAAACUAAUUUACAACUACCCUAACAGUGACAUCAUUAUACGCUUUAUUUAUAAAACUUAUAGGCCAAGAUUACCAUUUAAGGCAGGGUGAAGGCCUAGUGGUUAGCUUGAAGGACUGCUAAUCCAAGGAUUAUUGGCUCUUGCCCCAAUGCACCGAACUUUGAAGCCAUAGCUGCGUUAUAAGAGUGGAGAUCAAACUUCACUAUUUGGUUACAGUAUUUCAGGAGUUGGCGGGUGCUGUUGACUAGCUGUUUUCCUUCUAGUCUAUCAGUUUGAAAUUAAGGACGGCUAUCGCAGAUAAGGCAUACGUAAUUUUGCGCGAACAUAUGGAGCAAACAAACGCUUGUUUAUAUGAUAAAUCGGAAUUUGAUGUUAAUGUUUAACAUUGCAGAUAAUCAUAUUCCAAUUUAAAGGGUUCAUAUUAAUCGGUGACAUUUUUGUCACUAAUACGCAAUAAUUUGUUACAAUUAUUUAGAAAAACUACACAAAACUGUUUACUGUUCGAGAACUGAGCAUCGGGUUGUUAGUCACUAAUGUUCUAACAAUGUGUCUAUAUUGCGAUUUCUGGCUUGGUGUCUUGGGCAUGAAAAGAAAAAAAGCCGCAGUCUUUAAUUUAUGUGCUUGUUUUUACUUACUUAUAUAGAAGCAGCUUUUUAAUUGAAUUUUUACCAACUCAUUUGAAACUCGUUAUUUUAAUUCUUAUAAAAUAUAUUAUGGUCUGGAUAACUGAAAAAAUAAGUUACUUCAAGGGUGUUCUGAAAUCAGUAUU
This is a messenger RNA of Limulus polyphemus (Atlantic horseshoe crab), 5502 nucleotides long. RefSeq names its product serine/threonine-protein kinase OSR1-like. Gene Ontology annotation, biological process: protein phosphorylation. Bases 481 to 2538 code for a protein of 685 amino acids. The transcript is spliced from 18 exons. Gene Ontology annotation, molecular function: ATP binding; protein serine/threonine kinase activator activity; protein serine/threonine kinase activity. The record is from RefSeq and is a predicted model, not a curated record. Lineage: Eukaryota; Metazoa; Arthropoda; Merostomata; Xiphosura; Limulidae.